AAGAUCACAUAUGACUAUAUUUAGGCUUACACAUUGAGAGAAUUUGAUGAGUCAAAGUGAUUAGAUGAACAGUUCCAAAAAUGGACAAAGAGAGUGGGAGGGAGAUAAUAUUUAUUUAUUUUUUCAAUUCACUUGUAGUAGCCACAACACAACAGUUGUGUCCAUGAUAGAGGCCACCAAAUCCUUCGACUCCUUAAGCAACUCAAUGCUCUUCUCCAACCUCUCCCUCUUUCCGGCGAACGGCGGCGGCUCUUCCAGCAGCCUCCCAUAAUCCCGGCCAUGCAUAAACACCUCCUUCAUGAGAUGACCUCCUCUUCAAGCUCCCUGCCCGCCAACUCAUGAACGCCCAUCGUCAAAUGCAGAGCAGUACAAUCUGUUGGGGAUGAACGGAACAAAACACAACGGAAGCGUAUAAAAUCUUUUCCCCAAAUUAAUAAGAUGAACAACAAAGCACAAUAUACUCUAGAAAUCAGCACCACCACCACAAAUAAAUAACAACGGAAAUAAAAUAAAGAACACACGAUUUACGUGGAAACCCCAAAUCGGGGAGAAAACCACGGCCGCUCAACAACGGCACCCAAACUUCCACUAAUCACCAAGAACCAAGUGGGUACAACAAGUUCUCCUCUCUAGUAAACACUAGAGGCAUACACAAUCAUCAAGGAGCAACCUUGGAACAACAACAAUCAACAAUUCAACAUAAAAUGGAGUAAAAACUCCCAAAAACGCAGGUCUGAAAACGCAGCUAGAAAACA
Cuscuta campestris is the source of this 755-nucleotide messenger RNA. NCBI's taxonomy places the organism in Eukaryota, Viridiplantae, Streptophyta, Magnoliopsida, Solanales, Convolvulaceae. The record is from the annotation of a GenBank genome assembly.